Silurus meridionalis is the source of this 1902-nucleotide messenger RNA. It is a transcript of the gene grinab, whose product is annotated as glutamate receptor, ionotropic, N-methyl D-aspartate-associated protein 1b (glutamate binding). The coding region runs from base 164 to 1216 and encodes 350 amino acids. The transcript has 7 exons. Gene Ontology annotation, biological process: negative regulation of apoptotic signaling pathway. Lineage: Eukaryota; Metazoa; Chordata; Actinopteri; Siluriformes; Siluridae. Gene Ontology annotation, cellular component: Golgi apparatus; membrane; endoplasmic reticulum. The record is from RefSeq and is a predicted model, not a curated record.
AGCUUGAGCGGAACAAGGGGCAGAAAUAAAGAUGGCGGCGGCGCACUGAGGCGAGAAAGAACUCCAGUAGUGUUCAAGAUUUUUGGUUAUUGUUAUUUUCGUUUUGAUUAUUGAAGGCUGAAUUGGACGGCGGAUAAUCACAGAAAACUGCAAAACAGUGACCAUGGCUCAAAAUAAAAGUGGUUACGUCCCGUUUGUGGACUCCUGCUCGCCUCCGCCCCCACAGGCGUUCGUGUACGGGCAGCCGAACCCCGCCGGAUUCGUCCUUCCUCCUCCAGACUACAACGCGAUGCCGGGAGUCCCGGGAGCGCCCGGAGGGCCCGUCGGCGUUCCCUUUCCUCCUCCGGGAGCUUUCACACAUCCGAUGUUCGUUCCUGGGGGACCCGGAUAUCCACAGGCUCCUUUUCCAAACGCGGCUCCGUACAACCCUCCGCCCCCAAAUCCUACUCCGAACCCAACUCCAUACGAGUACACUCCGGAUGCAUCCAACAAUUUUUACCAAACUGACGAGCCUCCUCCGGUGUACGACCACGAGGAGAUCACCAUCUCAGGGUUCGACGACAAGUUGGUGAGACGCGCGUUCAUCCGCAAGGUGUUCUUGGUUCUCAGCGUCCAGCUGCUGAUCACCUUCUCCGCGGUCGCUCUGUUCACCUUUGAGCAGAACAUCAAGACGUUUGUGAGGGAGAACAGCUGGACGUACUACGUGUCCUACGUCAUCUUCCUCGUCCCGCUCAUCGCCAUCAGCUGCUGCGGGGAAUUCCGCCGCAAACACCCAUGGAACCUGAUUGCCUUGUCGGUGUUGACUCUGAGCAUGUCCUACAUGACGGGAAUGAUCGCCAGCUUCUACGACACGGACACCGUCGUAAUGGCCGUCGGCAUCACCGUGGUGGUCUGCUUCACCGUGGUGAUCUUCUCCCUGCAGAGCAAGUACGACUUCACUUCCUGCGCCGGAGUGCUGUUCGUCUGCGUGAUCGUCCUCUUCAUCUUCGGGAUCCUCUGCAUCUUCAUCCGUAACAACAUCCUGCACAUCGUUUACGCCUCGCUGGGCGCGCUCGUCUUCACCUGCUUUUUGGCGGUGGACACGCAGCUGCUCCUGGGGAAUAAGAAGCUGUCUCUGAGUCCCGAGGAGUACGUGUUCGGAGCGCUGAACCUCUACCUGGACAUCAUUAACAUCUUCCUGUACAUCCUGCAGAUCGUCGGACGAAGCCGCAACUAACACUAGCGCUGUCUGCGGGGGAGUGCACGUCAUGGCGGCCCUGGUAGACGUCACAGGGGUCUUUAAUGUCUUUAUAGAUAGAAUAGGCUGUUUUAUCAAUGUUUGUGGUUUAAAAAAAAAUCAUAACUUGUGAAUCAACAUUAUUAUUAUUAUUAUUAUUAUUAUUUACACUAAACAACGAUCCACUUUCUCAAUCCUGAUUUACAUUAACGGAAGCCUGUAGGGUUUAUGUUCGAAUCCCAAACCGGCGUCUUCUGGCUCGGCUCAGGACUCGCGGAGUCGCUCCCGUCGCCGCUUCCCCGGGUUUCCGGUCCUGUAAAUACAGAUCCAGUUCUCUGUUUGAGUUCGUUUCUGCGCUGCUGCGAUGAUGUCGUGAGAUCACUUAUCACCCCUUUAAUGCAGUGAUCCAUUAGCUGUAGUGUGUAACCAUGUAUUAGUAGACGUGGAAUUACAGUGUGAUGUCUUUAUUUUUCUCUCUAGGGGACUAACACUUACACACACACACACACACACACACACACACGUUUUUAGUUUUAGUUUCUUUAAAUCUCACUUUCUUGAUUUCUUUCCACUGCUGUGUUUCAGAAAAACGUGUAAAAAAAAAAAAAACUAUCUGUAUUUUUGUUGUUGCUGACCAGUGUAUAUCUGAUAAAAAGACGAGAAAUAAAUCUUUUUUUUCCCUCUCA